AUGGAGACUACUUCUGUUAUUCAAAAACCCCAACAGAAAAAGCAGAAACUGAAUGAAGAAGAGGACAUUGAUGAGAACAGCAAGAGCUUAGGAAACUUACCUCAGGAGAUUCUUCGACACAUCCUUUCCUUUCUUCCAACAAAAGAUGCUGUUAGGAUAAGCCUAGUUUCUAAAAGGUGGGAAUACCUAUGGGCUUCAAUUCCCAAUCUAGAUUUUAACGUGUAUCGAAUCUCGCGUAAUAAGACGCGCAAGAGAACUCCGCUUUUUGAGAGAACGCUUUUUAUGAAUUUUGUGGACAGGGUGCUAUGUCUUCGUGAUUCCUCUGAUAUAAAACGAUUCACUCUCUGUUGUGAUGUGCUACAUGAUGCAUCUCGUGUUCAUACGUGGAUAUCUGCUGCAAUAAAGCAUAAUGUUCAAGAGUUGCAUAUUGAUCUGGAAAACUUCAAAGGAGAAUUUUCAUUGCCUUAUUGCUUGUUUACUAGUAGGACACUCACAAGCUUGCACCUUCGUAUGCGCUGUAUUCUCAAUCUUCCCACUACAAUUUGGUUCUCAAAUCUCAAGAUCUUGACUAUCCAAAAUGUUAGAUUUUCGGAUGAGUGCUUGACACAGCAGUUUUUCUCUGGUCUGCCGGUGGUUGAGAAGUUGCGGUUACAAUAUUGCAGGUGGGGGAGUCUCAAGGUUGUGCGUAUUUCUGCUCCCAACCUUAAUUUUCUGAGCAUUCAGGAAUAUGAGGGGGAAGGUUGUCAGGUUAUGAUUUUUGGAGUUUGUCUCAAAGAAUUUCAUUACAGUGGUCGUCUGUUCAACGAAUAUUGCUUAUAUGAGUCAAUCAAACUGGAAAAGGCAGAGAUUUCUAUUUGUUGUUUUAAUGCAUCAGAACAAAAAGUCCAUCGCAUGUAUAACCUUCUUACAGGGCUCUCCAAUGUUGAAUUCCUAAGACUUUCCUCUCUUGUGCUGAGGUUAAAGCUGAGGGUUUUGAUACGUGGAGCAGAACUCCUACCUCAUUUGCCAAUGUUCAAUAACUUGAAGAAUUUGUCGUUAGAUGGAUUUUCAGUAGAUCUUGACGAUGAAGCACUGCUGAAGAUAUUACAAAGAACUCCUUGUCUUGAGAAUUUGGAAUUUUUGUCGGUAACCUCUCUUGAUCUUGAUGCACAAUGUCUACUAUCUUAA
This is a messenger RNA of Corylus avellana, 1167 nucleotides long. RefSeq names its product F-box/LRR-repeat protein At4g14103-like. NCBI's taxonomy places the organism in Eukaryota, Viridiplantae, Streptophyta, Magnoliopsida, Fagales, Betulaceae. The record is from RefSeq and is a predicted model, not a curated record. Gene Ontology annotation, molecular function: protein binding.